UCCCAGAGGAUUUGCUUAUGUUCAAUAUCCUUUCUUCAGAUGGCUGAUUAGUGAGGGGUGUUGAAGUUUGAAAUUCAAGUUUAUGUAAGAGAAUGUAAAGCUGUACAGUAAUGGCGACCCCAAAGAGAAAGCAUGAAAGAACCUUUAGAGUAGAGUUCAACAAUUAAGGCAAGUAGACAAGCCAAAGACCUCUUAAGGAUCAGGCUUGAAGAGAAGGGAGAGUUUGGGAAAAGAAAAAAUAAAGAAAAGCUGGAAGAAGGACAAGCCAUAAUGGGAGACAAAGCUUCGCUUUAUCCACAAAAGGGGGAAAAGGUUGUUUUUCAAAGUAAAAGAUAAAGCCAUCUGUCAUUUUUGGCCAAGCAUCUCAUGACAAGUCCUUCUGACAAGCACUUAAAGAGUUAAAGGUCAAGAUGAAGUUGAAUGGUGGCCAAGAUUAAAGGAGUCAUACCUGAUGUAUCCUACAGAAUAACAGUUUUUCUUCUGUUUGUCAUUACCUUAACACUCACCACAUUCGAAGAUGUCCGUGAUGCAGAAGAUGCUCUCCAUAAUUUGGACCGAAAGUGGAUUUGUGGUCGGCAAAUAGAAAUCCAGUUUGCACAGGGGGAUCGGAAGACACCAAAUCAAAUGAAAGCCAAGGAGGGGAGAAACCUAUACAGUUCUUCUCGUUACGAUGACUAUGACAGAUAUAGGCGAUCUAGAAGUCGGAGUUACGAAAGGAGGCGGUCUAGAAGUCGUUCUUUUGAUUACAGCUAUAGAAGAUCGUAUAGUCCUAGAAACAGUAGACCUACUGGAAGACCUCGUCGUAGCAGAAGCCAUUCGGACAAUGAUAGGUUCAAACACCGCAAUCGAUCUUUUUCAAGAUCUAAGUCCAAUUCAAGAUCACGAUCCAAGUCACAGCCCAAGAAAGAAAUGAAGGCUAAAUCACGGUCUAGGUCUGCAUCUCACACCAAAUCUAGAGGCACCUCUAAAACAGAUUCUAAAACACACUAUAAGUCCAGCUCAAGAUAUGAAAAGGAAUCGAGAAAAAAAGAACCAGCUAGAUCCAAAUCACAGUCAAGAUCACAUUCUAGAUCUAGGUCAAAAUCUAGAUCAAGGUCAUGGACUAGUCCCAAGUCCAGUGGCCACUAACAGUGUAUCCAUGUUGUUUUUAGGCAUGUAACAUUCAUUUACACACAGUUCAGUUUACUUAAAUCAUCAGGAAUAUGAUGUUGCAACAGUGCUAAAGAAAAAAAAAAAACACCACCACCUGUCCUUUGUCAAGUUUUCCCUGUAGCAGACAAUGGUUAUAAUUAAAACAGUGUUGAGAAGCCACUGAGAGAGAGAGAGAGAGAGAGAGAGAAAGGGAGAAUGUCCACUUGGUUAAAUGUCAUGGGCAGCUACUGAUUUGGUUGUGGUGUCUCUGUAUAUUUUUGUAAAGACUUGCAUUUUUAAUGCUUAAAUAUUGGUGAUGACUUGAUUAGUCAUAAUUUGCAACACUGUCCUAUUAAAAAGUGUCAUACCCACAGAGAAAUUGAUACUAGUUUGUGCUGAACAGUUAAACCAACUGUUUAACUUGUUCUUUAAUACUAAAUUUUGUGAUAAAAUGGAAAACUGGACAGCUGUAGUGCAACACUGACUGCUGUGAAAUGCAGACUGGCAGUUACGUUUUCGUUGUUCAAAGGCAGGUUUCUGUAUUCUCUGUGCCCACCGACAAGAGUAGGUUGGUAAAUGGAGGUCUGUGGAGAGAGAGUGUUGAAAUUUCUCUUUUACCCUGCCAUCUGGAAAGAUGGUACUAACACACACAGUGCAUGGGGAGAGAGUUAGUCCUGGAAGCUUGUUCAGAGAUUGUGCAGUGUCAUGACUUGUCAGGAUAGCGGCUUCACUGCUUUUUACCUGGCUGCUAAUACUAAACAUGUGAGAGGGGAAAAAAGCCUUGAAAUGGAAAAUUAAGUUCAGAUUUCAGUGAAUGACAGAGCAACUACAUAUUAGGUUGUGUGUAUGUUUUAUGCAGUUUUUGUAUCUAUUCUAAAUUUUAGUGAGCAGUUAACCAUAAAAUUGCUUAGUUUUCCUGCUGUUAGAUACAAGUAGAUUGUUUCGAGUUGUGUGUGUACAGUAUAUAAGAACUUAACUUUUAUGCCAAUGACUCCUGUGGUUAGUUGGUGUAUUCAUAGGUAUAAAACUGUAGCCAUCUCUCUUCUUAAGUAACAAAGGCUUGCUUUUACCCAUCAAAAAGUAUUUAGUCAAGCAAGUCUGAAUCACUUUUUCCUCAGAAUGGAUAGUGGUACAAGAUUUCAUUUUACUUAAGAACAAAUGUUUGAAGUUGGAUAUGAACAAGAGCUGCAUCUCUAGCUAUUUAGUUUAUCACUAAUACAGUAUAUUUAGUAACUUGAUUGUGAAAAAUAACAAAACCAGUGUGUACUCUUACCAGUAUUUCUCUAGAAGGCAAGAUAUUUUGUUACAAAAAUGGCUUUUGGCAUUGUUUUUUUUUUUUCUAUUUACCUUCAAAAGCCAGCAUCACACACUUAGUGUUCCUUGCUGUCUAUGUAGUAGCAUAUAAAGACAUUUGUUUAAAAAAAAAUCCUUUUUAGAGAAAUGUUUUAGGUUUUGGUUUUAAUGUUUUCAGCAGGGCCUUUGAAGAAAUGCAGAUGGCUUUUAAAUAUUGGCAGUGGAACGUGCUUAGGGGGGUGAUUCUAGAACCUUUGUAUAUUUGAUAGUAUUUCUAACUUUUUCUUUACUGUUUGCAGUUAAUGUUCAUGUUCUGCUAUGCAAUCAUUUAUAUGCACGUUCCUUUAAUUUUGUAGACUUUCCUGGAUGUAUAGUUUAAAAACAACAAAAAGUCUAUUUAAAACUGUAGCAGUAGUGUGCAGCUCUAGCAGAGGAAAGUUGUGGGAUUAAACUUUGUAUUUCCUUUCUUAUAGAGGCUUCUAAAAAGGUAUUUUUAUAUGUUCUUUUUAACGAAUAUUGUGUACUACCUUUAAAACAUCAAUGUUUUGAUCAAAAUAACUAAAGACCCAGCUUAUUUUCUGCUUGCUGUAAAUUUAGCAAACAUGCUGUAAUAAAAAAAAUGAAGGAAAUACUGAUCCACUGGAAUUAUUGUAGCUUUAGAAUUUGACUCCAGAGCAUUGUUAGGGGUAGAGCUACGCAUCCCUUAUGGAGUAAAAUCCUUAGUAUGGUAUUUCAGUAAAGUCAGGAAUUUGUUUGUCUGAGUAAAUAUCACUUCACAUUUUUAAAGGGGGUACUAGAGAAAAUAAGGCUGAUGAGCAAAUGUUUUAGUUUUCAAUAUACUGAAAUUUCUGUUCACAUUCAUUAUUGAUGGAUAGACUUCUCUAUGAUUAUAAUUUAGAUAGUGCUAGCUAGGUUGCAAACUGCUAAAAUCAGCAAUUGAAGAUUCAUAUUGAGUCUAAUUUCUAGGUAAUAGCUCAUCAUUUUACAUUUGUUUUAUCAAAAACUGCACCAGCUGUGAUUCUUCAGCAGGUUGUAGACAUUUUUUGGUGUAUAGAGUUUGAGCUGCCUCCUGGUGCUAGAGGUACAUAUAACUUGAUCUUUUUAUGCCACUGAAUGAGAACAAUUCUGAAGAACACUUUAAUGGUUUGAUAAAUCCUAUCUUGUACUUUUUAAGUUGAGCUCUGAUUGUCUGCUAGUUGAUUUCUAUAAAAAUGGUUUGUAACAGGGGAAAAACCCACCCUUUUCAGCAUCUUUAAAUAAUACAGUAUUCAGAACUAAAAUCUGACUUAAAUGGUCCACCUGGCUGUCUCUUGGGAUAAUGUGGUUACAGAAGCUGGCGUGUUUUGGUCAGCAACCUGCAAAGGAUUGUUGUGAUCAAUGUUCACAUGUCAGUCCAGCCAGAGUUACAGCUGGUUUGGUGGGGAGGAGGGAACAGGACAUCAUGUCCAGGCUGAGAUCCUAACUUCUGACUGCAGAGUAAUAGUAACAUACCUUAACGAUUUUGUCGUCAUGUCCUUAUAUUGUGUGCCUCUAAAUUUAUGUAUAGCACAGUUUAAAUUUUUUGUUUUGAAAAUCCAAUUCAUUGCAAGUAUAAUGUAGUAUCUGACAGUUCUGAUGGUUCUUUCUUUCUC
Molecule: messenger RNA, 4055 nt
Organism: Rhea pennata
Lineage: Eukaryota; Metazoa; Chordata; Aves; Rheiformes; Rheidae
Gene: SRSF10
Product: serine and arginine rich splicing factor 10
Exons: 6
Coding region: 421-1128 (235 amino acids)
Biological process (GO): mRNA splicing, via spliceosome; positive regulation of mRNA splicing, via spliceosome
Cellular component (GO): nuclear speck; cytoplasm; spliceosomal complex
Molecular function (GO): RNA binding
Source: RefSeq, a predicted model, not a curated record